AUGCAGGCAGUCUUUGAUUUGGCAUUGGCUGAUGUAGUGGGCACAUCUGAUGUGACCUACGGCUUGGUACUUUCUGGAAGGGUACUUCCCAUAGCAGGAGCUGAUUCGGUGCAUCUGCCAUGUAUUGUCACUAUUCCUGGAAGACUCAACACAGAACACCUCUCUACAGUCGAAGACGUCAUCCACCACAUACACAAAGCUACUUCUGAGUCGCUUGAGUAUCAACAUACGUCCCUGAGAUACAUCCAGCGCUGGGUCAAAUCGGAAGGCCCCAUCUUCGAGUGUCUUUUCUCAUUCAUCAAGUCUGCCGAAGCUCAGGGUCACGACUUGUGGGAGGAAGCACAGAGCAGCAUGCCCUCAGAGUACCCUCUCGCCGUCGAGGUAGAGGCCGACGCAAAGAACGGUUGUGUUCGCAUCACUUGCGGUUUUACGUCAGCCUUUGGCCAUCCAGAUUUUGCUCGAGACUUUGUGGCAAAGAUGAACCUGAUGGUGUCCACGAUAGUAUCAAAUGAAUCCAUCUCGCUUGAUUCUUUCAACCUUUCCCGGUCAGCCUCGGCCGCCACAAGGGGCCCUUCCAAGGACUGGGAUGAUCAUCCAUGGUCAAGCCUGGAGCUUGAAAUUGGCGACAUGAUAAAGCGUUUCUGUGGCUGGGAAAGUUUGCAGAUAUGCAGGAACUCGUCGUUUUUGAGUCUUGGACUGGAUUCCAUGACUGCCAUCCGAUUUUCCAGCCAGCUUCGAGAUGCGGGAAUCGCUGUUUCAUCGGCCGAGGUGAUGUGUUUCCCUUGCGUGGGAGCAUUAGCUCACAGGGUCGUCGAGGCAGCCGUGGCCGACGUCCCGAGCCCUCCGCUAUCAUAUUGCGACGACGAUCCUCAGCUCGACGAGUUUGCAUCUCGAGUGGCACGACUCAGCUCAAACGAUAUAACCAAGGCGGUUUCCAAAUGCAGUCCGCUGCAGACUACAAUGAUCACCCAAGUCAUGGAAUCCAAUGGGGUUGUCUAUGUUCAUCCACACAUUGUGAGACUCGCGGAGCCGACAAGUGUCGAUCGCUUGAAGGAAGCUUAUCACGUCACCAUCGAGACCAAUGAUAUCUUGCGCACAUCUUUCCAUACCGUCCCUGAGAUGAAUUUUUCCUGGAUUGGAGUCGUUCACAGCGAUGUUCCACUUGCGUGGCAAGAAACCGCUGUUCCAUCGGGGAGUGACAUUGCCGAAGUGGUUGUGCGGUAUAUGCAAUUGGGAAGGUUUUUGGCUAUCAUUAUGCAUCAUGCACUGUAUGAUGAUGCCUCGCUACCGUUCAUCUUCAACGACCUGGCUUCCGCCUACCAUGGGGUAUCACUACCAGAUCGUCCACCGUUUACAAAUGCAGUCCAUCAUCUAUCCCAGGAUCAAAGCAAGGCUUGCCAAUUUUGGACCAAACUUUUUGACGGCUACCAAGUCACACCGUUGCCGCAAUCUCCCCAGCACAAACAAUCGUCAGGAAUGUUCUACUCUGACACAGACAUUGAGCUUGGCAUGAUGCAUAUAUCCGAGAGCUGCAAGGAGAUGGAGGUCACGGUGCAAAGUUUUGCCAUUCUCGCCUAUGCCAAGCCUUCGGUCAAGUUCUCGCCGGGCGCUCAUCUUUGGGAUCCGAGGCUGAAUGUGUGGUUGGGCGAGGUUCAGAAGUCGCUUCGGCAGAGCGGUGUGCUGAGCGCUGCCACAUUAGUCGACACAUUAUUUGUGCUCCAACAUAAUGUGCAGACACUGGAAGAUGAUUCGGCUAACAAUGAUAUCUGGAUGCCCUACGUCACAGAUGACUACGUCCCUGAGUCCGAGUACAAGCUGAACCUCGAGGUUGAGCAAACGGACAAAGCGAUCAAAGUUUGCGCUCUAUGCAAAGGAGAAAUUCUGACUCGGGCGGAUCUCAACCGGGUGCAGAUGCGUCAGGCGCCGCGACGACGCUUUGAAUGGGGGAGCCAAGGCAUUGGGUUAGACUCCCUCUCCGCCAUUCGAGUCGCGUCUAUGUGCCGCGCCGCAGGUCUCAAAGCAGGUGUUGGUGCUGUUCUCCAGGGCAGUACCCUUCGUGGUAUUUGCCUACGGGUCCAGGCCAUGCCUCAAGAGGGAAUCAACAAGAGCUCCCUGAUUAUGAGCUACAGCGAUAUCAGGCAGGAUGUCAUUGCUCAAUUGGGGUUGAGGCCGAAUGCGAUUGACAAGAUUCUCCCCUAUCUCAGCGGUCAGAUGUAUCAUCUUGCUUCCUGGUUACAAACAGGGCGAGCGCUCUUUGAACCCGCCUGGCCAUUCUCAUGCUCGGAGCGUAUUGACGUAGAGACCAUGAAAGAUGUCUGGUUCUCACUGCGUCAGAACAAUUCGAUUCUGAGGACUUGUUUCUUUGCCAUCGCGCGUUCAGAUGCCGUUCAAGUUGUCUUGAAUGGAUGUGAUCGCGAUGAUGGCACAUUUCAGGUCAUCACUUCCGCGGAAAGCCUUGAGAAUCUUGCUCUGCUUCAGGCAAGGCAGAUUGCGUUGCAUCCUUCAUCUCUGAAGACCCCACCUCUCCGACUUGGUCUUCUCGAGGCCACCGACAGAGAUGGAAUCCUUAUUGUCAUGAAUCAUGCCAUCUACGAUGCGUGGACAAUGCCUCAAUUUGUUGAUGAGCUCGCUGGUUAUUACAGUCAAGAAGCACCCACACCCAGGCCUGAUUUCGCUUCGUUUGUCGAGUUCACUUUGCAGUCAUUGAACGAGGUGGAUGAGCCAGCUUACUGGCGCUCAGCAAUUGGAAACAGCGUUCCCACCCUCAUUCAUUCCGCUCGUGGUGGCGAAGAUGAUCAGACAUCUCAAAAGAACAAGCAGCUAUUCGUCGGGGUGCGAGAUGCUGUCAAAAACCUUGGACAUUUGGACAGAGCCUGCCGCUCCUCGAAUGUCUCUCUUCAAACCAUUGUCAUUCUCGCAGUGUCUCGAGUUCUUGCUCAGUUGACUGGGGUAUCAAACCCAACCUUGGGCCUAUACCAAACAGGUCGAUCGGCUGCUUUCACUGGUAUUGACCGCCUGACUGGCCCUUGUCUCAAUGUCACCCCUUUCACGGUUCAAGAUGCAUUACCAGAGAACGAGUUUGAGGCUUUUCAAGUUGGCGAAAAAGCCCGUUCCAUUCAAGCUGCACUGGCAGAACGUGUACCGUAUGAACAAAGUUCAUUGCGCGACAUUCUCAGCCGUUGGAGAACCACUAGAGAUACUUCUUUGAAUCUCUUCAAUGUGUGGUUGAAUUUACUUUGGAUGCAAACCCAGCACCAGUCCAUUGAGCAUGCUCCAGAGUCGGCUCAACCAAAGAGCUUGUUGGCACAUCUGCCAAUAGGGGUACCUACGGAUUUCAUGCCAUCAAAGCCCUUUCCAGAUGAAGAUGGAUCUGCUACAUCGAUUUCCAAGCUCGACAUAUCCUAUCUGCCACAAAAAAACAUCGACAUCGACAUUGCACCCAAUGGCUCAACAGAUUCUAUUGGAUUUGGUAUCCGUGUCCAAGGAGGACUCAUGAAUGAAGAAGAGAUUCACCUUUGUGGGACUUAUUGGGCUGGAGAUUGA
Molecule: messenger RNA, 3543 nt
Organism: Fusarium vanettenii 77-13-4
Lineage: Eukaryota; Fungi; Ascomycota; Sordariomycetes; Hypocreales; Nectriaceae
Exons: 4
Coding region: 1-3543 (1180 amino acids)
Biological process (GO): amino acid activation for nonribosomal peptide biosynthetic process; secondary metabolite biosynthetic process
Cellular component (GO): cytoplasm
Molecular function (GO): catalytic activity; phosphopantetheine binding
Source: RefSeq, a predicted model, not a curated record